Molecule: messenger RNA, 847 nt
Organism: Mucor mucedo
Lineage: Eukaryota; Fungi; Mucoromycota; Mucoromycetes; Mucorales; Mucoraceae
Exons: 1
Coding region: 406-630 (74 amino acids)
Source: RefSeq, a predicted model, not a curated record
UCUUUUUAUUUCAAUAACUAUAUUUAUUAUGAUCGAUAUUUUAAUUAUACAUCUAAAUUGAAAUGCCGGAUCAUAAUGCGCCCUUUUGGUCAAUAUAGUAAGUUGAAGUAGUCAACUGGGAAAUAAAUCAUUUAUUUUAACAAACAGAGCAACUUCAUUCGAUGUUCACCAUAUCACCACAUAAAUGACCCAGAAAAUAUUGUAUGGGGCAAUCUACACACAUUGUAUUUUUAAUCAGAUCAGUCAAGAUUGAAAAAUCAAUAAAGAGAGCAGUUGGCACUCUUCAAAGAUUAAAAAAGCAAACAUCACUAAGGAUUCGUCUAGAUAAACUGAAGACAGUACCUCCUCCAAAGCAGCAAGGCAGGUGUAAGAGGAUUUCUCUAUCAUUGCAUCAGAUCUUCUAGUAUGAUUAGUUGGAAACUGAUUUUUUUUUUAUUCUUUUUCCACCGUCUAAAUGGAAAAUACCGAGUGGUAAUUUAUUCUGGCAUUUAUAUUAUAGUACUACUUGGGUUAGCCAGUAAAAUUUAUAUAAGAAGUGAUAAGUUUUUUGUGCGGGGUAUGUACAUGUUAAAACUUGCAUUUAUUACACAUACAUUUGCCAGACAUCUACUCACUUAUUAUAGACAAUAGAACAAACACAUUUUUUUUUCAGCAUCACAUAAAUAUAGCAUCUAUAAUUAGGAGAAAACGGGAGGAUUUUUUUUUGUGUAGCAACGAAGGGCAGAUUGGACCUGAGUCACAAUCCGUUGAAAUCCAAAUCCCUCUGUUUCAACGUUAUUUGUGAUCAGAUGGGCCUUUGAUCAAAGAGGUUUCUUUCAUGUAUUGAAUUGCAUAAUCAAAAUAAAAG